This is a messenger RNA of Poecile atricapillus (Black-capped chickadee), 3121 nucleotides long. It is a transcript of the gene PIGZ, whose product is annotated as phosphatidylinositol glycan anchor biosynthesis class Z. Lineage: Eukaryota; Metazoa; Chordata; Aves; Passeriformes; Paridae. Bases 282 to 1901 code for a protein of 539 amino acids. Gene Ontology annotation, cellular component: endoplasmic reticulum membrane. The transcript has 3 exons. Gene Ontology annotation, molecular function: alpha-1,2-mannosyltransferase activity. Gene Ontology annotation, biological process: GPI anchor biosynthetic process. The record is from RefSeq and is a predicted model, not a curated record.
GGAAGGGAUUGCCCGGGAGGUGCUGGAGUCACCGUCCCUGGAAGUAUUUGAGGAAAGCCUGGACGUGGCGCUCCGUGCCGUGGUGUGGCUGACACGGUGGUGUUGGGCCGCGGCUGGACUCGGUGAUCCCGGAGCCAUUUCCAGCCUCAUUGAUGCCGGGAUCCCGUCAGUUUCAGCCGGCGCGGGGCGGGCGCUGCGCAUGCGCGCCGGGCUCCCGCUGCGGCGCCUCGUCCGCGCGCCGCGCGCCCCCUGCUGGUGCGGCGUGAGGGGCCGGGGCCGCCAUGGUGGCGCGGGCGCUGUGGGCGCUGCUGGCGGCGCUGCGGGCGGGCUGGUGCCUCCUGCCGCAGAGCGGGUACCUGCACCCCGACGAAUUCUUCCAGGCACCCGAGGUCAUGGCAGGAGAUAUUUUAAACCUACAGGUCUAUUAUCCUUGGGAGUUCCUUUCCAGCUCUCCUUGCAGAACAGUUGUUUUCCCAUUAAUGACAUCAGGAAUUACGUACUGGCUGAUCAAGUCUUUGCAGCAAUUGGACAUAUGUUCAAGUUGCAUCAACAGCUACACUCUCCUUGUAUCUCCUCGCCUGCUCUUUACAAUCUUUUCUUUCAUACUCGACUAUAGUGUUUAUCGAUUGGCCUCUUUCUGGGGAGCAGAUCCGUGGAAAGCGCUGGUACUUCUCGCUGGAUCAUAUGUCACGCUGGUGUUUUAUACAAGAACGUUUACCAACACACUCGAAGGACUUCUCUUUGCUCUUCUCAUGGUACUGGUUUCUUCAAAGAAGCCUAGUGGCAGCUCAGCAGAGCCUACAAGCACCUCUCUCAUAGGGGUCAUAACAACUGCUGGGUUUUUCAACAGGCCAACCUUUCUGGCAUUUGCUCUAAUGCCCCUGCUUUACUGGGCCGGUUUAAUUGUUGACUCUCAGAAGAGCAUUAAAACUCUCAUAAAUCACUUUUUGAAGUUUAUCCUAUGUGCAUGUUUUACCGCUUUUGUUUUCAUAACCGCUGACACCUUCUAUUUUACCUCCGUGAGCUUAGACAACCUCUACAUAACCCCCUUCAAUUUUCUCAGCUAUAAUCUUAAUCCUCAUAAUCUUGCACUGCAUGGAACUCACCCGCGAGUUACACAUUUUACAGUCAACGGAGUAAUGCUCUUUGGGAUCUUACAUAUUCUGGCCAUUGGUGCGGGCUUUAAAAUGCUAAAGAAAUACGUCCAUCAGUUAAUGCUGGUCAGAUGGUGUUACCAUGGGCCUCCUGGGUUGUUGUAUUCCGAGGGCAGUCCAACAUUGCUGCUGUUUUAUUUUGUGCCUUUGGCAUUUCUCUCUCUGUUCAGUCACCAGGAGCCUCGGUUUCUCAUCCCUCUCAUCCUGCCAUUGGUCCUGCUCAGCGCGUCACCAAACAGAGCCGUAAAAUGGAAACUCCUCAUUGUUCUGUUCAACCUUCUGGGGGCACUUCUCUUUGGAUGUUUACACCAGGGAGGGCUCAUUCCCUGUUUGUUUCACUUGGAGCAGCUCAUCCAUUCUCCAGCGUCCUCAAGCCAUCCGCAGCACUACACUCUGCUCUUUGCGCACACCUACAUGCCUCCAAGGUCUCUGCUCAAUAUCAAGCAGACAGAUAUGCAUGUGGAAAUCAUUGACAUGGCUGGGGCUGGAGAAGAAACCCUUUGCCAGACAGUAGAGCAGCGAGCAAGCAAUUCUACCUGCAGCAACUGUCACAUCUUUAUUGUAAUCCCUGGUACAGUCAGAGCCACAAUUACAAAAUGUGGUGUCUCAUUCAAGAACGAGACUUUGAUAUUUCCUCACUUAUCAAUGGAAGACCCACCACAAAUACCUGUCCUAUCCAGUGGAAAUUGGAGGAGUCAGUUAGGACUUUACAUCCUUGAGCUAAACAGAGAUCAUCAGACCCUUUAGAUUUUAGGAGAACAAAGUUUUAGUCUUUUACCUCAUUUGGGUGCUGUCUGAUGGUGGCGUGAGACGUUCCUCUUUCAUACACCCACCUUUCAGCACCAGCAGUGGUGCUGGGAGCUUUCCAGCAUCUCUUUAUUCCCAUUCCUCAUGCUCUUAGGGUAGCCAGUUCUGGAUAGAACCUGCUUAAAAUUGGACUUACUCAGCCCUGUGGUGUUUUAUAUGAACUUUUGUAAUUCUCCUGAUGAGAGAGGAUGAAAUCAGAGCCCACCAAAACUGUGAUUGAAGCUUAGCUGUUUCCCUGAGAUUUAUUUUUGAAAGCUCUUUUAAUCUCUGACAGGGUUUGGGGACUGUGGGGCAUUUACUGAUAAUAGGCAUUAAUUCAGCUGCUGAAGAGAGGUUACAGGGUUAGACAAAAGCUCAUUUGACUCAGUAAUCUUUUAUUUUAUGUUCUUAAAAAUUCAUUAGACCAGAUGGCAGUCACAGUACUGUACCACUGCCUUGGGUGGGUCUGUCUUGAAAAAUCCCCAGCACUGAUCUGGCAGAAUUCUGAUUUAGAACAUGGAGGAUGCUUCAGCCUAAGUACUUGUGCUAAAUCCUAAAAUCCAAGCUUUGCCUCUUUAGCCUUCCUUGCCACAGUUCCAUCCUCGUGAAUGUGCUACUCACGUACCGCCCCGGGCAGCUCGGGAGGGCAGCACUGUGAUGGCAUUAAGCGCGUGCGGUGUUCUGCGGCUGCAGCUCGGGCACUCCUUCCCUUGUGCGCUCCUGCCACUCGUCUCGUAGCUGUUGCUGCUCUGUCAUGACUGUCACCCCAGCAGAGCACACGGCAGGUCCUGUGGGAGCUGGAUCGAGGACCUGUGCAGACAAAGCAGGUAACUGGGAGGCAUUCAAUCCUUUGUGCCACUGGACCAGAAGCAUCUCUGAAUGGGCUCAGCAAAGCCCUCUACAGUUCUGCUGCUGCGCAGGGAAGGCAGCCUCGAGGGAGGAGCAGCAUCCCCUGUGCCCCCUCCUAGUGCACUAACUGCUCCCCAUUAAAUCAGCUCAGUGGGAAUGACAGCUCUUAUCCUGGUUUUCUGCUGGAGAGCAGUCUCUUUUCAAACCAGACCAACAACUGGGCUUCAGCUGACAAUGAUGUAUAUGCUCAACAGCACAGCAUGACCUACAAUUUUUGGUUUUCCCUACAUGAACUUCUGGAUCCAAAACAUCCUGACUUGCACAUGCGUUGU